Fopius arisanus is the source of this 1827-nucleotide messenger RNA. RefSeq names its product transmembrane protein 120 homolog. Gene Ontology annotation, cellular component: membrane. Bases 450 to 1562 code for a protein of 370 amino acids. NCBI's taxonomy places the organism in Eukaryota, Metazoa, Arthropoda, Insecta, Hymenoptera, Braconidae. The transcript is spliced from 6 exons. The record is from RefSeq and is a predicted model, not a curated record.
GUCGAAACUUUCUCACUUCAUCCUCCAGAGCGCAUAAAUAUUCGUCAAUUACAUCGGUAUCCACCGAUAAAUCAACAAAAACUUCAGGCGGCAUUUUGUAAUCAAUCAAAGAAAAAACGCACACUCCGUAAAAAAAAAAUCUAGGGAAAUUAAUUGGCAGGUUAUCUGAGUUUCUCGAAAGUUUCACCGUUUGAGGUUAUUAUUUUACCCAACAUUUUAAAGCCCCAGAAACGUUCCAGUUGCCGGGUAAAUGAUCCCUGAAGGUUUUGAAUCAUUAUCGAAUUGUUCGAUGAUCAGAUAAACCCACGAAUUGAGUGACGCAAUUAUUAUAAUAUUUUUUUUGAAAAUCGUGUACUGUUGAUCAGAUAGAUGGUAGACGGUGGGUUGCAGGUGUUGGCAAGUGUUUGUGAUUUUACUUGGAAUUUUUCAAAAUUAUUUCAGUGUGAACCAUGGAUACUGAUGUAGAAUCUUGUCUCAAGGAUUGGAAUGAUCUUGCCAGUGAUUUUAAAGCACUUGAGGCUCUCAAUAGGGAGUAUGUUGCGAAAUUGGAGGAGCUGACAGAGCUCCAGGGGAAAUGCCUGAAUGGAAUUUCCCAUCAGAGAUAUCGGAUGGGUGUCAUUUCCAAGUCUCUGAAGCAAGUGGCCAGUGGAGACUGCCAAAAAUUGAGGAAAGAUAUGGAGAGACGAGAAGAACAAUUGCACGAGAUAGAGCAGACAUUACCAAAGGCGAAUGGCACGUAUUUAUCAAUUAUUCUCGGCUCCGUCAACGUAUCAAUAUUGAACAAAGAUGAGAAAUUCAAGUACAAAGACGAGUAUGAGAAAUUCAAAGUGGUACUUUCUGUCAUUGGAUUCAUCCUGAGUGUUAUUAAUUUAUUCACUAAUUUCAGGACUCUCGAGCUGAGCUUUAUGUUUCUUCUAGUUUGGUAUUAUUGCACGUUAACGAUACGUGAGAGUAUACUAAAGGUCAACGGUUCACGUAUAAAAGGCUGGUGGCGUUUUCAUCAUUUUUUGUCGACAGUUGUUUCUGGAGUUUUACUCGUUUGGCCAAAUACGAGUCCUUGGUAUGCAUUUCGAGGACAAUUUAUGUGGUUCAACGUUUAUAUUAGUUUCGUCCAAUAUCUACAAUUCCGUUACCAGAGGGGCGUACUGUACCGCUUGAAAGCCCUUGGAGAACGUCACAACAUGGACAUAACCAUCGAGGGAUUCCACUCUUGGAUGUGGCGAGGCCUAUCAUUCCUUCUGCCGUUCCUCUUCGUAGGAUAUUUCUUUCAAUUAUACAAUGCCUACACGUUAUAUCAUCUCAUGUCCCAUCCAGAGGCAACCUGGCACGUGCCAGUUCUCUCUGCCAUGUUCUUCAUUCUCUUUCUCGGAAAUGCCAUCACUACAAUUCUCGUCAUUCCCCAGAAAUGGCAAGACACCUUUCGUCGUCAAUUGCCAGACGUUUUCAACUUUAAAAACGAUAAAAGAAAAACCUCCCAGGUGAAGAAUGAGUUUACAUUGUCUCAGGAGAAAAAUUCGGAAGGAAAGAGUCAGGAAAAUCUUCAAGAUAAAAAGGAAAAUUAAUUUAUUCAAUUAUUUAUUAGGUGAUUAACGAUUUUUAAAAUCUGUCAUUUACUGUUUCUCGUUUUCUUUUCCCAUUACUUUUGAGAUUACAGGGAGAUAGUUUACAAAGGUUUCCGUAGCAUAAUAUGCAGUGUCAAUUAAUAUUGAUUAAUAUAGUAAUAUAUUUUUUUUAAUUCUGCUGGUGAGUGGACAUGAGUUUGAUUGGGAAAUAGUAGCACCUGACUGGCUUUUUUUUUCAAGAUAAUCGACUUGUACUAAUUGAAAA